UCCAAGCUUUGUGUGCAUAUUUCCAUUCUCCGCCAGGACUGUUUUCCAAGUUCAGAUCCCUCCCUUUCCAACGCUCCCUGCUCAAGGCCCCCACGCACCCUGGGGGACUUCUCAUGGCUCCAACACCACCCGGGGAACGUCACCACCACCACCGCAAUCGGAUCGGUUUGGGCUGGCUGUGCAGACCCUGGGUCCUCCACAUUCGGCUUCCCGGCCAGCUGGGUCCCACGGCAAAGGAGGGCUCCAGGAUCAUCUUGUCGCCUGAGAAACUAGCCCAGCAAGAAAAGUGUCUCCCACGCAUGAAAACAAGAGCAUGACGACCCUCCGCCGCCAGCUGUCUCCCAGCAAGGAGGUAGCAGGCCGUUCCCCUUCCGCUGGGGUGCCGUCUGCUGUGCCUCUCAGGGGCUAGGCAGCAGAGGCUGGAUCAUGUCUGCCUUUCGUCUGAGGCACCUUUUGGAGGGCGUCUGGCUGCUCAGCCCAUCAUGCCUGGCCUGUUUCUGACCUGGGAUAGAUAGGGCUCCCCUUGAUCUAACGCUGUAACUGCUCCCUGUUGUAUGUUUGUGCACAGCAAGUCUGGGUCCAGCAUUCCCCACCGCUUGCCCAGUGGCAGUAGAUGAGAGAGAACUUGCUGUAACCCAAAAUCUGAGAGGUGGACUUGCCCCUCGGCCGCCAUGAGUCAAAGCACCAGCUCUCGCCUGGCAGACUCACCUCAGCUCUCCAGGGCCAGCCUCCUCAACAUCCUCGGCAGCCCCCAGCCCGAGACGAUGAGCCUGCCGGACUCCAUGCCCCCCACCCCGAAGAGCGGCACGCCCUCGCCGGGGCCGCCCCAGCUCCCCCUGCUGGGCGCCGUGUGUCUGGACGGGGACUGGGAGAGCCGGGAGGAGCUCCGGCUGCGGGAGCUGGAGGAGGCCCGGGCCCGGGCGGCCCAGAUGGAGAAGACCAUGCGCUGGUGGUCGGACUGCACCGCCAACUGGCGGGAGAAGUGGAGCAAGGUGCGGGCGGAGCGCAACAAAGCCCGGGAGGAGGUGCGCCAGCUGCGGCAGAAGCUGGAGACCCUGACCAAGGAGCUGACCAGCCUCAAGCGGGAGCGGCAGGAGGUGCUGAACGAGAACGAGCAGCUCGGCAAGGAGGUGGCGCGGCUGAAAGGGGAGAGCGAGGAGGAGCAGGAGAAGGAGCUGGACAACAGGGUGGCCUCGGAGAAGGAGAACGAGGGCUCCCAGGAGCAGGAACCCGUGCGGGAUGUGGGCUCCGAUAAGCUGAGUAAAAAUAAGGAGCUGGACGUGCUGCCAGGACCGGCAGGAAGCCUGCCUCUGCACCCCGGCUGUGCCGCUGACCGGGAGCUGCCAGAGGAGUUUGAGCUGAUGGAAAACAUCCUGAAGAGCAAACAAGAAGGGCCCGAGUGCUGGGACCAGCGGAGCUCAGUCAGCGUCCGGACGUCCUUCACUCGCCCGGAGAGGAACCGGCUGCUCUGGGAGGACAUGAGCGUCAUCGAGGAAGAUGCCACCAAAGUGACUGCACUGAAGCUGAGGCUGGAUGAGUCCCAGAAAGUGUUGCUCAAGGAGCGGGAGGACAAGCUGUCGCUCAGCAAGAGCAUCGAGAAGCUGGAGGGCGAGCUCAGCCAGUGGAAGAUCAAGUACGAGGAGCUAAACAAAAACAAGCAGGAAGUGCUGAAGCAGCUGAACAUCCUGAAGGAGCUCCACCAGGAUGAACUAGGGCGGAUUUCGGAGGAUCUGGAGGACGAGCUGGGGGCUCGCUCAAGCAUGGACAAGAAGCUGGCAGAGCUGCGCACGGAGAUGGAGCGGCUGCAAGCGGAGAACGCGGCGGAGUGGGGGAAGCGCGAGCGCCUGGAGACAGAGAAGCUGAACCUGGAGCGGGAAAACAAGAAGCUGCGGGCUCAGAUUGAGGACCUGGAGGAGGUGCUGGCCCGGAAGCGCCGGCAGACGGCCAGCGCGCUGGACACGGACCUCAAAACCAUCCAGGCCGAGCUCUUUGAGAAGAACAAGGAGCUGGCCGACCUGAAGCACGUCCACGGCAAGCUGAAGAAGCAGUACCAGGAGAAGACGGCCGAGCUGGCGCACGCCAACCGCCGGGUGGAGCAGCACGAGGCGGAGGUGAAGAAGCUGCGUCUGCGGGUGGAGGAGCUGAAGAAGGAGUUGGCCCAGGCGGAGGAUGAGCUUGAUGAAGCCCAUAACCAGGCACGGAAACUGCAGAGGUCCCUGGAUGAGCAGACAGAACAAAGCGAGAACCUCCAAGUGCAACUGGAGCACCUGCAGUCCAGGUUACGAAGGCAGCAGAAUGCCCCGCUCUUUGGGAAGAUCCGGAGCUCCCGGUUUGGCCCCGACGACCCUGACGACGGGACUAGUGACCUGGAUGAAGAUGAAGAUCUACAGAUCCAGGUUCCUUAGUGCCUGGUGCGCAGGGCCAAUGAGACGGUGGCUGGAGGAGAGAGAAGGAGGCGGCAGGCUGGACGCUUGGGGAGGAUAAUACCUGCAGGAGCCUGGUCCCGUUCACCGGCCUCGCCAUCGGCAGCCAGACCUGCCAAGAGCCAGCAGAGGACGUGUGCGGAUACAGCCUCUGGCCCUGCUGGCCUGUGUCACCACCAGUCAUGGGGGGAGAGGGGGUCCUGGAGAGAAACCCCGUGGCCAAGUGCCCGUCCCAGGGGGCAGGAUCGGUUCUACCCCAGUGGGUUUUGUAGACACAGGGAGAGAAAGCGCCAAAGGGUGGGUUGAAGAGAAAUCCCCAGGUGGCUGUAACCAUGAGAGGAGUAGGGAGGGGCCAGGUGGCAGAGCAUGAAUGGCCGCCCUGGGUAGAACAAUGGCAUCGGUGCCGAUACUGUAUAAAUGAUGCCAGCAGCUGAGGUGUAGUGGAGGCCCCUGCAGUGGCUGAGUCUGGGCAUUGCAUGGUACGCAGUGCAGUCUCUACCCCUUCAGCCCCUGCCCGGAGUGCCCUCUGCAGUUCCAGCCUCCUGCACAUGCCCUGCCCAGUCCCUCCCUCCCCAGCUCGCUCCUGGCACAUGGCUUUCACCUGACAGGCCCCAUCUCUGACGCCACCAGCCCCGGCCUCGGUUCCAGCCUAACCUGGGAACCAUUUGCAUCUCAGCAUCACACGCGAAUGAACUGAGCCUCGAAACCAAUGACCUCCCUUUUACUGAUGGGGAAACUGAGGCACAGAGCAGAGCAGUGACUUGCCCAGGAUCAUGGCCCUCCAAGGCCUGCACCUCGGGCACUAGGCCCUGCCUCCUCCCCAUGAGCCCUGUCCACCCACAGCCGCUCUCCCUCACUCCCGUUUGAACACAUGCACCUCACAGCAUAAACGGACAUUGCAACGAUACACCGGAGAGCGUCCAAGGCAGAAAGCAGGCGGCGCUAACCCGGAUGAGCCCGGCCCCUGGAGCACUGACAGCUGGAGCCAAAUACACCGGAGCAAACCCUUCUAUUUUAUAUACGGAUUUUAUAUAUAUGUAUGUAUUUGUAUAUGGUUUAUAUUAUAAAUAGAGCUAUGGGCCCAGGUGA
This is a messenger RNA of Chrysemys picta bellii (western painted turtle), 3512 nucleotides long. The record is from RefSeq and is a predicted model, not a curated record. Lineage: Eukaryota; Metazoa; Chordata; Testudines; Emydidae.